GUCUGAAAGUUUUGUAUUUCUGUAGCUUCAUUUUCCUAAAAAAACUAUUGUUUCCAGUAAAAAUUUGAAGUGUUCUCUAAUUAGAGUUUAAAAAAAUCAUAAUUAUUUUAUUGUCCUUACUAUAAAACACAUAUAAACGAUAAAGUUUCCUUCAACAUGUUAUGUACUGAGACUGAGCAAAUUGAUUCUGGACGCUACAAAACAAAUUCCCAGUCUAUACAGUUUGGCCCGUGGGAUAUAUCAUAUGAUGUCAGUUGUAUUCUCCCAAGUGUGUGCUCUACUAAAGUGGUUUGUGAGAGAGAUGACGACCAAUUCUGCCAGUUUUGUAUAUAUUGUAAAGACUUGAGCAUACCUCAUUUUCCCGAUAUGGUGUUUCCUAAGAAUGUCCUCAAACUGACACACAGUAGUGGUGGUGUGAUACAGUUUAACCCUCUGGAUGCACUCAAGAGGGUUUCCUGCAGAAUUGACGCUAUAGAAGUGUCAUGUUCUGAAGCAUGGCUUGAAUCUCGGCCAGGAGCAGAAAAACAAAAAAAGACAUUUGAUUGGACAUUCUCAACAGAUUAUAAAGGGACACUGUCUAAUAAUAUUGUAGUAGAGCAUACUGAGGAACCAAUAGACUUUGAGCUUCUAAAAAAGAAAGAUCAAAUUCUGUUUUACCAUGAUCUAACAUUGUUUGAAGAUGAACUUCAUGAUCAUGGAGUAUCUAAACUGUCUGUCAAAAUUAGAGUGAUGCCCUCCUACUGGUAUAUUUUACUGAGGUAUUUCCUGAGAGUGGAUGAUGUGAUGGUACGCUCACAUGAAACGAGAAUGUUACAUAAGCUGGAGUCAAAUUAUGUUCUUCGGGAAUUUACCGCAAAGGAAGCUAAAGCACAAGACCUAAAUAUUCCAAUGACAAGAAUGAAGGAAGCUGACGACGUGAUUCCAUUCCUACCAGUGAAAGAGCAAAUAAGGGAGAAAUUGGUCAUAUGUUAACUAUAAAAUUCAAUAGAUCUCGUAGGAGCGCUGCUCUAAUGUAAUUUAAAUACCUAUGUGUCGUCAAUGAUAUAGACUGAAGUGUUUAAAGUAUUAUACGGAAAUCAA
Messenger RNA from Aricia agestis (brown argus), 1080 nucleotides. RefSeq names its product TIP41-like protein. The record is from RefSeq and is a predicted model, not a curated record. Gene Ontology annotation, cellular component: cytosol. The transcript has 6 exons. Lineage: Eukaryota; Metazoa; Arthropoda; Insecta; Lepidoptera; Lycaenidae. Gene Ontology annotation, biological process: TOR signaling. Bases 157 to 972 code for a protein of 271 amino acids.